AUGCUGAGCUAUCUCGUUCCCGGAGAGUGCAGCGUAAAGGUGCAGCUGAGAGAUCUUCAGAAAGAAGACCUUGAGCUGAUGGAGGCACAGAAGGACACAAUUUGUUCGAUGGACAUGAACACAAACCAAUUUAUUUUGCCAGUUAUUCUUGACGAAAUAAAGAGACUGUGCACGAUCGAAGGCGUUUCUCCAGAUUUUUUUAACAUAUCUGCAGAAGAGCUUCAAAACAUCCUAGAUGGAGACUCAUUGCAGUCUACGCUCUCUCAGGAGAGAAUAACCGACUUUUUAAACAUUUUAUUUAGUGCAGAAAUUGACAAUGGAUCCCUUGUGUGUGUGGCAUGCAAUGAAGUGUAUCCCAUCAACAACAACAUAGUUGAUUUUGUGCAGAAGGAAGAUGUAUAA
Nematocida minor is the source of this 402-nucleotide messenger RNA. RefSeq lists its product as uncharacterized. NCBI's taxonomy places the organism in Eukaryota, Fungi, Microsporidia. The record is from RefSeq and is a predicted model, not a curated record. The coding region runs from base 1 to 402 and encodes 133 amino acids. The transcript has a single exon.